Poecilia latipinna (sailfin molly) is the source of this 2795-nucleotide messenger RNA. Its product is annotated as oxysterol-binding protein-related protein 6. Bases 603 to 1523 code for a protein of 306 amino acids. Lineage: Eukaryota; Metazoa; Chordata; Actinopteri; Cyprinodontiformes; Poeciliidae. Gene Ontology annotation, molecular function: cholesterol binding. The transcript is spliced from 8 exons. Gene Ontology annotation, cellular component: perinuclear endoplasmic reticulum; nuclear membrane; cytosol. The record is from RefSeq and is a predicted model, not a curated record.
AUUUCAAUGCAACUGCUUCAGAAGUUUAAUUUGUUAAAUUUCAACAGCCUGACGCUGACCCCACUUUUUUCCCCUCACAAAACUUACCUCCUCCCAAUCCGAGUUUUUUCACGACUCCACCUCCGUGUUUUCGUGCUCGCUCGCUGCCCGGCUGCGUUCGAUCCACUCCGGGCAUUUCUUCCCGCCUAAAGCCGAUCUUGCUGCAGGGAGGAGCGACCGGGGUGCAGUUGAGAGAUGAGCUGAGCAUCACAGCCCCGCAUUCAAGGAAACGGACUAACACAGCACUUUUUUCUCUCUCUCUCUAGACUUCCCACAAUGUUUCUGGCUUCCGUAAAGCACGAGAGCUUUAUGAUGUGAAAAAAGUGUGGUAUGCACGCAGAGAGGCCGGUGUGAGCAGGUUUUGUCUCUGAGGAGCGGGGAAUCUCUGCCCAGUCAAGGAAGACCCCCUCAAUUGUUUCCUGCGCCAAGAACUGUAAAGACAUGGUCAUCACAGCGCAUCUGUGAUGAGCAGCAGGCUGUGAGUGUGAGGACGUCUCAGAGGAUGUGCCCGACCUGUGGGCCCCAGUGCUGAGGAAGCUCCGCAGGGCUGACCGGUGGCCAGCAUGUCUCUGCACCAUCAGUACCAGCGAGGCCCCCACGGCCGCACCAUGAGCACCGAGGAGAGGAGCUCCACGCCAGUGAACAAGACCUCGGUGCCGGUUCAAAAGAGCGCCUCCUCCUCUUCCUCGUCCCAGCGAGACAGCCGGCAGGAGGCAGACAGCUGGGAAAUAAUCGAGGGACUGAAAAUCGGUCAGAGCAACGUCCAGAGGCCCGACAAACAUGAAGGUUUUAUGUUGAAGAAAAGGAAAUGGCCCCUGAAAGGGUGGCACAAGCGUUUCUUUGUUCUGGACAACGGCAUUCUGAAGUACUCCAAGACCCCUAUUGAUAUUCAAAGGGGAAAGCUUCAUGGCAGCAUCGACGUCGGCCUCUCUGUCAUGUCCAUCAAAAAGAGGGCGCGUCGCAUCGACCUGGACACCGAGGAGCAUAUUUAUCAUCUGAAGGUCAAGUCUCAAGACAUCUUUGACGCCUGGGUGUCGAAGCUGCGCCACCACCGACUCUAUCGACAGAAUGAGAUAGUGCGCUCUCCCCGGGAGCCCACGAUGCGAACGUUUCCUCCUCCGGCUGCCAUGGAGACGCCCCAACCCUCCCCAAUUGUAGUAAAUGAAACAAAGGCCAAGUCCAGCAGCUUGCCGUGGCAGCCGGCGGCGCCCAGCAGCAGCAGCAACAGCAGCCUGCAGGCCUCCUACAGCAACGGUCAGAGCAGGGUGGCCGCCUGGCUUCAAGAGUCAGAGGAGAUGGACAAGUGUGCAGAGGAGCUCGCACGUUGCCAGUCUAACCUGACCGAGUUAAGCCGGUUGUUGCAGAGCCUGGAGAUCCUGCAGAGGACCCAGUCAGCGCCCAACUUCACAGAUAUGCAGGUAAAACGCACAGCCGAGAGCAAAUACAGAAACACACGCAUAGCGGUGUCGAGGAUGAAAUUCUAGUCAGCACUUCAUUAAAACUUUUUUUUUUUUUUUUCAACUGGAAGGUUUGCUGCUGGUGAGAAGUUUGCAUACGUUAUUCAUUGGCAUGAAGAUCUUGUUCAUUUUGAGCUUUUAAAGACAGACUUAAUCUGUUUAUCUGUGAAGGUGCAACAGCUGUACAGUAGAUAGUGUCUGCUAUUUUAAAAACAGAAUUAGGUGGACAAGCUUAACCACAGAGUCGAAAUCAUACACACUGGUUCUAAAAAAAUAGCAAUAAUAUAAUUUUUAGAUGUGUUUUUUUUUCUCUUAUUAUGAUUUUCAUUAAUUUGUGUAUUUUUGUUCUUUUUUUCCUGAAGCAUCUUGUGGUUUUUACCUGUUAAAUGGUGAUAUAUUAAAUAAACUUUAAAUAAUUAUUGCUGCAUAUAAUCAUUCUUCUUAUCCACAUAGGUAAAUCUUAUUUAAAUUGCUUGGUUUCCUGGCACAAAUACCUUUAAAAACUUACGAAAAACCUGCUAUAUCAAUUGCAAAAACCAGUUUUGAUGGCUGCUGAUGAUCAUUGUCCUGUUGGAACUCCCAAAUGUGUCCCAAGUUUCAGCUUUUGAAUAAUAUUUGCACCUUUAAAAUCUCUACGUUGAAAAAAAUAUAUUUAUUCAUGCCCUUGAUGAGUGUACGUCUCACCAGCAGCGUUAUGUGUGUAUAUAUGAGAUACAGACAGAGAGGAAUCUUCAGGUAAAAAUGGAGACGAUUAGGUCUUUUGUUAGCUGGAGUGAGAAAUGUGUCCCAUUAGUUGCCGACAUUUCAUUCCUCUCUCACCAUUUGCAUGGCAUGUGUGUUGCUCCACAGCUGCACUGUGGCUGCUGACCUUUGCGUUGCAGCGCUGCAUACACAGAAUAACAAUGCCUGUGGCAAUGGCCGUCAGUGGGCGGUUAACCGUUUAAGAAAUUAACGUGCGACGCUUGACUGGUUGUGAACUGAAUUAUUUUACGAAGUAUAUGAAACCAGCAACAGUAAAAGAUUAUAACAAUUGAAUUGCAUUCAUGAUUGUUGCUGAAAAGAGUCUGAGUGAGAUUUAAAGUAUGCAGCCACUGUGUAUUUAAGCUUUAAUCCAUUUAGUUUGUGAACCAAACUAAAAGGUGUAUAAGAUUUCGCAACACACAUGCUACACUGUCACCUGACACAUCCAGCACAUAUAACCUAUCAUUAUCUAUUCAUUUGUUGUGUAUUAUAAGUGUUUGGCUCAAAUUCACAAAUGAAACAACACACCAUCGUUUUGUUUGCGGCCUAAUUUUCUUU